CAUUGACUCCAGCCAAGUUAACGAACUCUCUCUGUUUUCCUCCCGAACCACCGCGCAGCAAACGCAAGAAGGAGAAAGAAAAAAUGCCUGGGGAAGAAGUUUUCAUUGGGUCCAUUGAUCAAGGCACAACCAGCACAAGAUUCAUCAUCUAUGACCGAUCAGCCAAACCUAUCGGAUCUCACCAAAUGGAGUUCACUCAGUUCUAUCCACAAGCAGGGUGGGUUGAACAUGAUCCCAAUGAGAUUCUUGAGAGCGUCAGAGUUUGUAUUAGCAAGGCGAUUGAUAAGGCGACUGCAGAAGGACAUAAUGUUGAUGGUGGAUUGAAAGCUAUUGGCCUUACUAAUCAGAGGGAAACCACUGUUGUUUGGAGCAAAUCCACUGGCAGACCGCUCUACAAUGCCGUUGUUUGGAUGGAUAUUCGUACCAGCCCUAUCUGCAGAAAAUUGGAGCAAGAGUUACCUGGGGGAAGAACUCACUUUGUCGACACAUGUGGCUUGCCGAUAAGCACUUAUUUUAGUGCUUUGAAGUUGUUGUGGUUGUUGGAAAAUGUUGAUGCUGUCAAGGAGGCUGUGAAAUCAGGGGAUGCCCUGUUCGGGACUAUAGAUACGUGGUUAAUUUGGAACUUAACAGGGGGGGUUGGAAAUGGUUUACAUGUCACUGAUAUUUCCAAUGCAUCGAGAACCAUGCUGAUGAAUCUGAAAACACUUGACUGGGAUAAGCCUACGUUGGAUGCAUUGGGAAUUCCGAGUGGUAUUUUACCAAAGAUCAUUAGUAACUCUGAGAUCAUUGGAAACAUCACUAAGGGAUGGCCGAUUACUGGGAUUCCUAUAGCAGGAUGUCUUGGUGAUCAACAUGCAGCAAUGUUGGGGCAAGCUUGUCGGAAGGGUGAGGCCAAAAGCACCUACGGUACGGGGGCUUUUAUACUUCUAAACACAGGAGAGGAAACGAUCAAGUCAAAUCAUGGGCUAUUGAGCACUUUGGCCUACAAGCUUGGGCCAAAAGCUCCCACCAACUAUGCUCUAGAAGGCUCCAUCGCUAUUGCUGGGGCGGCUGUUCAGUGGCUUAGGGAUAGUCUUGGCAUAAUUAGCAGCGCAAGUGAAAUUGAGGAGUUAGCCUCGAAGGUUGACUCGACUGGUGGAGUCUAUUUCGUGCCAGCAUUUAAUGGUUUGUUUGCUCCCUGGUGGCGUGAUGAUGCCCGAGGAGUUUGCAUUGGGAUCACACGGUUUACAAACAAGUCACAUAUUGCUCGGGCUGUUCUUGAGAGCAUGUGCUUUCAGGUGAAAGAUGUUUUGGAUUCCAUGCACAAAGAUGCUGGAGAUACCGGUGAGACUAAAAAUGAAAAGGGGGAGUUUUUACUUAGAGUGGACGGAGGUGCAACAGUGAACAAUCUUCUGAUGCAAAUUCAGGCGGACUUGCUGGGUAACCCUGUAGUGAGACCAGCUGACAUAGAAACAACUGCACUUGGAGCAGCUUAUGCGGCUGGAUUAGCCGUUGGCAUAUGGACAGAAGAUGAAAUAUUUUCUGCUGGGGAAAAGAUGAAGAAAGCGACUACCUUCCAACCAGUUCUAGAGGAAGGAUUGAGGAAGAAGAAAGUGGAAUCUUGGUGCAAAGCUGUUUCGCGAACUUUUGAUUUAGCUGAUUUAUCUCUGUAAUUAUCCCUCGCCUACAAUGUGACAUAUUCUCAACUUUCGGUUAUCUUUUCUUAUCGUCUUCGUUUCCCUCGUUAAUAAAGCUAUUUCGGAUGACUUCUUUGAUCUUC
Coffea eugenioides is the source of this 1759-nucleotide messenger RNA. RefSeq names its product glycerol kinase. Bases 84 to 1652 code for a protein of 522 amino acids. Gene Ontology annotation, cellular component: mitochondrion. The transcript has 4 exons. The record is from RefSeq and is a predicted model, not a curated record. Gene Ontology annotation, molecular function: glycerol kinase activity. NCBI's taxonomy places the organism in Eukaryota, Viridiplantae, Streptophyta, Magnoliopsida, Gentianales, Rubiaceae. Gene Ontology annotation, biological process: glycerol metabolic process; triglyceride metabolic process; glycerol-3-phosphate biosynthetic process.